Juglans microcarpa x Juglans regia is the source of this 1099-nucleotide messenger RNA. RefSeq names its product ribonuclease 3-like protein 1. The coding region runs from base 294 to 875 and encodes 193 amino acids. The transcript has 5 exons. Lineage: Eukaryota; Viridiplantae; Streptophyta; Magnoliopsida; Fagales; Juglandaceae. The record is from RefSeq and is a predicted model, not a curated record.
CUAUUACGUCGGUAGAGCGAAAUAAUAAUGAUGAUUUAUAUGGAAGAGUGACGUUUUAAAUUCAAUUAUUAAAUGCAAGCACAAGACAUGAGCAAAAAAGUAGUUGAUGGUUCAUUACCUAAUUAUCUGGACAGAUCUGCUGCUUGAUGCUGCUCUACAUCUAGCAGCUAUACCUGGGUGAUAAUGUCAUUUCGGUGUAAAACGUACGAGUUUCGGCAAACCUGUCUCUCUGGUUAGUUGCGUAACCGCUUAGACCCAUUAGUUCCUGCAGUGGGUAUAUAGGAAACAGCAAUAUGGAAAUGAAUUCCUCGAACCCAGAAAAAUUCUUUGUUGAUCUCAAGCUUCUUCCCCCCAUAAAUCCACACGCCCCUCCCACUUCCCACUCCCAGGUUAAUUCAAAGAAACCCAAAACCAGGGCAUUAGGAAAAGUAGUAAAGCCAAGCGCCAAACAGGGCCUAAAGCUGGUUGAAUAUGAUGGGCGACCCACAAAAGCGAAUCAAGCUUACACCAUUCAAGCACAGAACUUGAUGGUUGAAGAAGAUGCUUCUCUUUGUCCCAGAGAGUGCAGAGAAUUCACCUCCAAUGGAGUGAUGGAGACUAGGGGCAGGGGAAACAUAGCCUUUCAGAAUGAAUCUACAGAUGGCGCUUCAAAGAAGGGAUUGGCGAAAUCAAAUCUGUUCGAGAUCUGCGCUGCAAAGUAUUGGAAGCCCCCUUUAUUUGAAUGCUGCAAAGAGGAAGGGCCAAGCCAUGCAAAAAUUUCUAAACAGGUUCACCUUCAAGGUUAUUGUCGUGAUGGAGGAAGCCUCAACCACGGUUUUGGAGUGCUUUGGUGCUCCCCAAUUGAAAAAGAAAACAGCAGCAGAGCAAGCAGCUGAAGGGGCCUUAUGGUACUUGAAACAUGAUGUUUGCUUGUUCCAACUACUUACUGGAAAUUAAUUUACGGUUUUCGAUCGUAUAUCUUGCAAUGACAUAGAAAGUAAUUUACGGUUUUCGAUUGUUUGUGUGUGAAGUCAGGAUUUAUAGAAAAUCUUUCUACUCGAUAAACAGGAAUAGUUGACAAGCUUGAAGCACAACGAAAGGAAUUAUCGUUGAAAAUGAA